AGAAGAAGAAAGUAAAGUAGAAAAAAGAAGUUCAUCUUCCUCACCAAACUGUUUGUCUAGUUGUCUGUGUCUUCUUCUUCUUCUCUCUCCUCUCGUGAAAAAGGAACCACAUUUCUCUCUAAAACUUUCUGGGUUUUUCCUUAUUAGUUGAUUUGUGGAUCGUGUCUGCCAGAUCCUACCUGAUUUUUAGUCAGAGAGAGAGGAGAGAGAAAGAGAGAGAAAGGAACCAGCUUUCUCUCUCUAAAAGUUCUGAUUUUUUUAGAUCAGAGAGGAGAGAGAGAUGGGAGGUUGCGUGUCAACGCCUAAGAGCUGCGUAGGAGGGAGAGUAAGGUCAAGCAAGAGGAGAAAGAAUCGGACAAGACGAAAGAUUCAUAAGAAGAGAGUUGUGUCUUCUUCUUCUCGCUUAUCUGACGGAUCUUUCGACAUUCGCCUUCCUUCCUUCACCAAUCCCACCUUCCAAGCAAGCGCUGAUGAAGCAUGGUUUGAUUCCAACCUCGCCUUUGAAACAGACUGUGAUGAUGAUUUUCACAGCGUUGAAGAUGUGUUGUCAGUGAAGGAAGCUGAGCGUAUCUCAGUAUCAAGCAUGUCAUCCGUGAAAGACUCUUCUAUCCUCGGAGGCUCCGCUAGGAACUCACUAAGCGUAGACGAAUCCGCCAUCAUCUCACAGUCGAAAUCAGAGAGUGCUUUGACCGACACCAAGCAGCCUGUUUACAUAGACGAGAUAACUUCAAACGCUGGCGAUAACAGCUCGAGGAAAGACGAAGGAGGGUUGUUGGAAAGCUGUGGGAUUCUCCCCAGCAACUGUUUGCCUUGUCUUAACUCGACCGUUCCUUCUAUCGAAAAGAGAAGGUCUCUAAGCUCUAGUCCUCCCGGUACGAGGAAGAAAGCUGCGCUUAAACUGUCUUUCAAGUGGAGAGAAGGACACGCUACUGGUCCUUUGUUUUCUACCAAAAUGCAGUUGCAGAGACCUGUCGCGGGGACUCAGGUUCCUUUCUGUCCGCUCGAGAAGAAGAUGUUGGAUUGUUGGUCUAUCAUUGAGCCGAGUAGCUUCCGUGUUCGUAGCAAAACUUAUUUCAGAGAAAAGAAGAAAGAGUUUGCACAAAACUAUGCUGCAUAUAAUCCAUUUGGUGUUGAUGUGUUUUUAUCACAACGUAAAGUAAACCAUAUAGCGCAAUACGUGGAGCUUCCUGUUGUUAAUACAGCCCCGACCAAGCUCCCAUCUAUACUCGUUGUAAAUGUUCAGAUUCCUUUGUAUCCAGCUGCAAUCUUCCAAGGUGAAACUGAUGGAGAAGGGAUGAACUUUGUUUUAUACUUUAAACUUUCUGAUAAUUAUUUAAAAGAGCUUCCACCUCAUUUUAUAGAAAGCAUUCAGAGAUUGAUAGAUGAUGAGGUUGAGAAAGUUAAAGGUUUUGCUAUGGAUGCAAAUGUGCCGUUCAGAGAACGGUUAAAGAUACUGGGGCGUGUUGCAAACGUAGAGGAUCUUCAGUUGAAUGGUGCAGAGAAGAAGCUCAUGAAUGCUUAUAACGAGAAACCUGUGCUUUCUCGUCCACAACAUGAGUUUUAUUUGGGUGAGAAUUACUUUGAGAUUGAUAUUGAUAUGCAUAGAUUCAGCUACAUAUCGAGGAAAGGGUUUGAAGCAUUUUUAGAUAGGCUCAAGAACUGUGUUCUUGAUGUUGGACUCACUAUUCAGGGGAAUAAACCGGAGGAGUUACCGGAGCAGAUUCUGUGUUGCGUCCGGUUAAAUGGGAUUGAUUACAUGAAUUAUCAUCAGUUAGCUCUUGGGCAAGAAUUUAAUGAUGAACAUAAAGAUUAACUUUUUUAAUUGUAUUUUUUCUACAUUUUUUGUCCCUUAAGAACUCAAAGAUCUAAUAGCUUUUUUUUUCUUUUUGAAGUAAAAACCCAAUAAAGAAAAAAAAAUUGUGGCCA
Messenger RNA from Raphanus sativus (radish), 1926 nucleotides. RefSeq lists its product as uncharacterized. Bases 281 to 1813 code for a protein of 510 amino acids. The record is from RefSeq and is a predicted model, not a curated record. NCBI's taxonomy places the organism in Eukaryota, Viridiplantae, Streptophyta, Magnoliopsida, Brassicales, Brassicaceae. The transcript is spliced from 9 exons.